CAAGGAACCUCUCGUCGACGCAUGCGCUUUGGCAGGCAUCGCCCCACGCAGGUUGUAAGCCAUGGCACAAUCUGAGAAAAAAGGUGGAUUACUUAGAAAAUCUUCAUCUAGUAAGAAACCCCUGAAAGAGAAGGUUGUGUUAAUGUAUGAUGAGAUCUUCACAACAGAAGAUCCCAGUAAAUACAACCCUCGGUUUUGGGAGGAGCUCUUCCUCAUGAAGGUGAAUUUGGAAUACCUGGAAGGAAAGCUGGAAUCUCUGGAUGGUGAAGAGCUAGUGAAGAUAAAAGAUAACAUUAAUUGCUUGUUCCAGCGUUGCAUCUGGGCGUUAGGAGAAGAGCAUCCAAUCAGAGUGGUCAACGCAUUGCAGACACUCUGUGCACUGAUCCGCGGGGUUCAUCAGAAGAAUAAAUCCACAUCUGGCUUUGACAUCAUCAAUAUGCUAAUGGGCUUUGACAAAGCUGAAUUGUGCAUGAAGAAUCUGAUGGAGAGUUUGGAUGCAUUACUUUGUGCAGAAGGCUCUGAAAGUCUCAAAAGUUUGUGCCUGAAACUUUUGCUUUGUUUGGUAACUGUGACAGAUAAUAUCAGUCAGAACACAAUUCUGGAGUAUGUGAUGAUUAAUAGUAUUUUUGAAGCGAUCUUACAGAUCCUUUCCAAUCCUCCCAGUCGCAGGGAACAUGGUUAUGAGGCUGUGGUGCUGCUUGCAUUAUUAGUGAACUACAGAAAGUAUGAGUCUGUGAAUCCUUAUAUAGUAAAACUGUCUAUUAUAGAUGAUGAAGCUACACUCAAUGGAAUGGGUCUUGUAGUUGCCCAGGCAUUAUCAGAAUACAACCGACAGUUCAGAGACAAAGAAGAAGAACAUCAGAGUGGUUUUUUCUCAGCCUUGACUAACAUGGUGGGCAGUAUGUUCAUUGCUGAUGCUGAUGAAAAAAUCUCCGUCCAAACUAAUGAAGCUAUCCUUUUGGCUCUUUAUGAAGCUGUUCACUUGAAUCGAAACUUUAUCACUGUAUUGGCACAGAGUCAUCCAGAAAUUGGUUUAGUGACAAUGCCAGAAAGCCCAGUUCCAACUACACCCGUUACUCCACUUGGAACCACACCGCCUUCUUCUGAUGUCAUAAGCACUGUAGAACUGCCCUUGGAUGCUGACGUGCAGACAAGCAACCUGCUGAUAACCUUCUUAAAGUACAGUUCUAUUGUCAUGCAGGAUACCAAAGAUGAACACCGACUCCAUAGUGGAAAGCUCUGUCUGAUUAUCUUAACCUGCAUAGCAGAGGACCAGUACGCUAAUGCUUUUCUGCAUGAUGACAAUAUGAAUUUUCGUGUAAACCUCCACAGAAUGCCUAUGAGACACAGGAAGAAAGCCGCUGAUAAGAAUCUUCCCUGUCGACCUCUAGUUUGUGCAGUGCUGGAUCUGAUGGUGGAAUUCAUAAUAACACACAUGAUGAAAGAAUUUCCCAUGGAUCUCUAUAUAUGCUGUAUUCAAAUAGUACAUAAACUGCUUUGCUACCAGAAGAAGUGCAGAGUGAGACUUCAUUACACUUGGAGGGAACUCUGGUCAGCUCUGAUUAAUCUGUUGAAGUUCCUCAUGUCUAAUGAAACAGUUUUGCUGGCAAAACAUAACAUCUUUACCUUGGCUCUGAUGGUGAUAAACCUGUUUAAUAUGUUCAUCACUUAUGGAGAUACCUUUCUUCCAACUCCUAGCAGUUACGAUGAGCUAUAUUAUGAAAUAAUCAGAAUGCACCAGAGUUUUGAUAACCUAUAUUCCAUGGUUCUGAGACUUUCUACUAAUGCUGGUCAGUGGAAAGAGCCAGCCAGUAAGGUGACUCAUGCAUUGGUCAACAUACGGGCUAUCAUCAACCACUUCAAUCCAAAGAUAGAGUCCUAUGCUGCUGUUAAUCACAUCUCACAACUCUCUGAAGAACAGGUUUUGGAAGUGGUGCGCUCCAACUAUGAUACACUUACCUUAAAAUUACAGGAUGGCCUUGACCAAUACGAGCGCUAUUCAGAACAACACAAAGAAGCCUCUUUCUUUAAAGAGCUGGUUCGGUCCAUCAGCAUCAACGUACGGCAGAAUCUGGCAUUCAAUACUCUUAGCCAGGAAGCCCUGUUAAAAGAGUUUUCAACCAUCUCCUGAAGCUGUCUUCUUGCUUCAUAACUAGUCCUGGUAUUACCGUAUCAUUUCCUGCAGAAUAGCUCCCGGAUGUGGAACAGUCUAACUCCACUGUGUGGUUCUGUUUGUGUUUUGUUUUGUUUUUAAAGAGAAGAUCAAGGGAAGGCUUGGACUUGCCCCAUACUCUUGAGUUUAGAGACUUAACAAUAUAGACUGCAUUGGGAGUGGGAAAGAAGGGGCAGGGGUUAUUUCUCUCUUUUUUAAUUUCUUUGUGACAACUGUUGUGUAGGGAUAAGAAUUGUUUACUGAGUGAGCAAGAAUAGAACAGAAGAGUGUUGCUUAGAGAGUUCAGACUUAAUGGUUCUCUGAAGACUGCUGAAGCCUGAAGUGAGAAAGGGGCACAGGAACCAAGAUCUUGAUAAUAUGGAACAGUCUGACUGAACACUUAUUUUAUGUAAAUUUAUACUUGGAUGCUUUGAAUCUGCGGUUCGUGUAUAUUGUUAGGUCCAUUUUAGUUGGUGCUGAAAUUAACACUAUGGGCUCUGUCUUCAUUCUGCACAAGGUCUCCUAUUCUAAUGGUCUUGCCAGAGCUCCACCUCAGGAUGGCCUUGGUGCCCAACCUAAGGGUCUUGCGGUCCGAAGUUUCUUAGCUGAGAGAUUAUCUCUAUGAGUUUAUCCUUACUAUUCCAUUGUGCCAUGCUUUAAAACCUUGGGAGUGAAGAUAUUAAGAUGUAUUAGUGAUUUUUAUCCCCAAAGGAGCAAUAAGGGAAAACAUUGUAUGGUUUUACUUCCACCCCAGUUGUGCAUCAAAAGAAGGCAGUUCCUCCUGUACCCAAAAGGUUGACUGAGCUCCUGCCCUAGAGUCCUUCACCUUUUUCUGGCUUCUCAGCCUUGGAUUCUCUACCUAUUGGUAGGGUAAUCGAGUGCUCUCGUCAGGCUUGUCACUGUCCUUUCUAUUAAAAAUAACCUCUGUGAAUUUCACAGCAAUUGCAACUGUUUAAGUCAGUUCACACUUUAUGUAUUCCAAUAAAGUACUUCCUUGGAAAUUCAGAAUUAAUAAUUU
Messenger RNA from Pseudonaja textilis, 3170 nucleotides. It is a transcript of the gene ARMH3, whose product is annotated as armadillo like helical domain containing 3. The record is from RefSeq and is a predicted model, not a curated record. Lineage: Eukaryota; Metazoa; Chordata; Lepidosauria; Squamata; Elapidae. Gene Ontology annotation, cellular component: cytosol.